Molecule: messenger RNA, 1403 nt
Organism: Cydia fagiglandana
Lineage: Eukaryota; Metazoa; Arthropoda; Insecta; Lepidoptera; Tortricidae
Product: ceropsin-like
Exons: 8
Coding region: 5-1141 (378 amino acids)
Biological process (GO): phototransduction; visual perception; cellular response to light stimulus
Cellular component (GO): plasma membrane
Molecular function (GO): G protein-coupled photoreceptor activity
Source: RefSeq, a predicted model, not a curated record
AGAGAUGUCACUCUCGCUGGACAUGGGCCCGGGAGUGGCCGCGCUCCAAUCAUGGGGGGCGCAUGGCGGGGGUUUCGGCAACACCACGGUGGUCGACAAGGUCACACCCGACAUGCUGCACAUGGUCGACUCUCACUGGUACCAGUUUCCGCCAAUGAACCCACUCUGGCACGGGCUACUUGGUUUUGUUAUAGGACUUCUCGGAUUCAUCUCAAUUGCUGGCAACGGAAUGGUCAUCUACAUUUUCACAACCACAAAGAACCUCAAAACUCCGUCAAACUUGCUAGUGGUAAACCUGGCUUUCUCAGACUUCUUCAUGAUGGUUUCUAUGGCACCGGCUAUGGUUAUCAAUUGCUACUACGAGACAUGGGUAUUAGGUCCUCUGGCCUGCGAGAUUUACGGUUGCUGUGGCUCCCUCUUCGGCUGCGCGUCCAUCUGGUCGAUGACGAUGAUCGCUUUUGACCGCUACAACGUCAUCGUUCGUGGUAUCGCGGCUAAGCCCAUGAGUAACAACGGUGCCCUCAUGAGGAUCGCCUUUGUCUGGCUGCUCUCUCUCGCUUGGACUGUUGCGCCUUUCUUCGGAUGGAACAGGUACGUGCCAGAAGGCAACAUGACCGCCUGUGGUACCGAUUACCUGAACAAAGAUUGGCUUAGCCGUAGCUACAUCCUGGUCUAUUCCGUGUUCGUCUACUUCACGCCUCUGAUUCUCAUCGUGUACUCAUACUUCUUCAUUGUGCAGGCUGUGGCUGCACACGAGAAAGCCAUGAGGGAACAAGCCAAGAAGAUGAAUGUUGCCUCCCUCAGGUCCUCUGAGGCCGCCAACACCAGCGCCGAAUGCAAGCUAGCUAAGGUGGCUCUUAUGACCAUCUCGCUCUGGUUCAUGGCGUGGACGCCCUACCUAGUGAUCAACUACGCGGGCAUCUUCGAAAACGCCACCAUCAGCCCGCUCGCCACAAUCUGGGGUUCUCUGUUCGCCAAGGCUAAUGCCGUCUACAACCCGAUUGUAUAUGGUAUCAGCCAUCCCAGAUACCGAGCAGCGCUCUACAAGAGGUUCCCAGCCCUCUCAUGCCAGGCUGCUUCCGACGAGACCAUCUCUGUGGCCUCGGAAUGUACAACCGUCUCUGAGAAACCUGCUGCCUAAACCCGAGUGACUUCAACUAUUACACAUGACACACGCAUUCACUCUGGAUUCAAAAUUCAGAGCGAAUGUUGUAUGUGUUUUAACAGCUAAUGAAUGGCGUUCAAGAAAAACACAAAAACAAUGAAGCAAAAUGAAUGCUAUGAAGCUGCCCUAUUCCUGAGACUGCUCCUAUUUAGAUUGUAACGAUGGACUGACGAUGACUUGGCAUUGUAUUAUGGACUGAUCAUGCAAUAUAGACGCAAAGUGGUUGGACCACGUUAAA